This is a messenger RNA of Lactuca saligna, 2623 nucleotides long. NCBI's taxonomy places the organism in Eukaryota, Viridiplantae, Streptophyta, Magnoliopsida, Asterales, Asteraceae. The record is from the annotation of a GenBank genome assembly.
AAAACUCACCCUUGGCCUUCACACCAAAAAAACCAACACCCAAUACAAAGAAAACUUCCGGAAUCCCUUCUUCCUUCUACCCCCAUCUCUCUCUCUCCUUCUCUCUCACACACACUGAGAUAAAAUCUCUUCGUCUACACGGCGCAAUCAAAGCGGCUUCCUGGUGUUUUUCUCCCUCUACACUCUGUGAAACCAUCACGUACUAUAUACCUACAUGCUCUCUUUAUCGAUAUAUCUUCGUCGUUCUUAAAAAGCCAAUUGAAACUCUUCGCUUCCUUUCUUGUCUCACAUAUUGACGAAUUUGAAAUUCCCAUUCCCAAUCAAUCGCUUAAUCGAAGACAUACAAAAGAGCAGAGGCGGCGCCUUCGGGUUCUUUUGGGUUUUCCUUUAAUUCAAGCGGUUAAGGGUUAGUCAGUUUAAUUUUUGAUAAUUUGCGGCUGAUAUAUUACAAAUUUACAAUACCCUUGUCUUGAUUUUUUCGUACUCUGGUUGACGGACAAACCCUAGGGGUUUCAAUUUGUCUGGCUUGUUUGUGGAGUUUUGGGUUCUAGGGUUUGUUUAUUGGUAAUGGUGGUAGGCUAAUUCAUCAAGAGGGGUUAUAUUUUGUGCUUUCUGAUGAUAUAAAACGUUUCGUUUUGCUGGGGGUGGUUAUUGAGCCUCUUUAUUACAUGAAGGUCUUGUAAGUUUGUUUAAUCGCGAACCAUGCCUUCUGAACACUGAGAAGCGUUGUUGAUCUUUGUUCUUGAAUCGAAUUUGGAAGUGAACCACAGUAUAUACGAAGAGCGAGGGAGAUAAAGAGCCCUAUUUUACAGUUUAGUUGAUAGUUUUGGAUUCUUUUAUUGGAUGAUAGUGGUGGUAUUCAAGUCUUACAACAUUAGGUGGAAGCUGAUUAACUAGUUAAAUUGAGUAUCUUGAUUCAUUAGACAAAGCAAAAGGUGGGAGUAUUUGAGAAUUGAGAAUUAUCACCCUGAUGCAAUUUGGGACUUUUUUGUUCCUUUCUUAUGAUGUUUGUUACUAAUUAUGGAAAGAACUGAGCCAACAUUUGUACCCGAAUGGUUAAAGAGCAGUGGAGGCUUGAGCGCAUCUCACCAAUCAUCAUCAUCACACCCUGAUGAACAAGGGGUUUCAAAAUCAUCAAAAUCCUUGAGAAACAAGUCAUUAGAUAACGAAUUACAACGCGUAUCAGUUUCAGAUCGAACAACUUCUUCAUAUUUUCGCCGAUCUUCUAUUAGUAAUGGUUCGGCUCUUUCAAGAUCUUACAGUAGCUUUAAUCGAAACAAUCGCGAUAGAGAUAGGGAUAGAGAUUGGGAAAAAGAUAACAACAACAACAACAGGCAAAAAGACUAUUCUGACCCUUUAGCUAACAUACUGCCCACUAGGUUUGAAAAGGAAGGGUUAAGAAGGUCAUUUUCAGGUGUAUCUGGAAAACGUGGUGACUCAUGGCCUAGAAAAGUAGCAAGUGACUUGAGCAUUGCUAACAAAAGUAGCAAUGUAAAGACAUCAUUUGAGAGGGAUUUUCCUUCUCUUGGAACAGAUGAAAAACAAGUGGAUAAUGAUAUAGGAAGAGUACCUUCUCCUGGAUUGAGCUCUGCCAUUCAGAGCCUUCCAAUUGGGAAUCCGGCGGUGAUUGGCGGCGAUGGGUGGACCUCCGCCCUGGCUGAGGUGCCUGUGAUUGUUGGUAGUAAUGGGAACACUACUGCUGUUCAAGUUCAACCAUCUUCAGUUUCUGCAACUACAAGCAUGACAGGUGGCAGGAAUAUGGCAGAAACUUUGGCUCAUGGUCCUCCACGUAUUCAAACUGCUCCUCAGUUGAAUUCUGGAACUCAAAGGCUUGAAGAACUUGCUGUUAAGCAAUCCAGACAGUUGAUUCCCAUGACUCCAUCUUUGCCUAAAGCUUUGGCUGAUAAACCAAAACUGAAGGUCAACCAAUCACAAAUAGUCAACCAUCCACAUUCUCCUAGACAUGUAGUAUCAUCCAUGAAGCCUGAAGUUUCAAAAACAUCAAGUGUAGGAAAACUUCUUGUUCUAAAACCCUCACGUGAAAGAAACGGAAUCUCACCUACUACAAAAGAGAGUUUAAGCCCAACAGCUAGUAGUAGUGCCAAAUUACCAAACAGCCCUCUAGUUGUGGAAAAAAGACCCUCUUCACAAGCUCAAAGCCGAAGCAACUUCUUUAACCUUAUGAGGAAAAAAUCAAUGAGUAACAGCAACUCUUCUGGUGAGAAAUCCGGUGAACAGGUGGCGGAUCCUCCUCCACCACCACCACCACCACCACCACCACCACCUGAGGGUGGGUCUGAGUUGACUCAGGUGAAAGUCAAUGGUGAUGCUAUUGCUAAUGCUAAUGAUAAUGGGAAGCAUCAUGAUGUGAUUCUUUACUCUGAGGAAGAAGAGGCGAGGUUUUUAAGGUCUUUGGGUUGGGAUGAAACUGCUGAGGAUGAGGAGGAAGAAGGUCUUACUGAAGAGGAGAUUAGUUCUUUCUACAGAAACUACUUGAGUUUAAAGCCGGCCUCAAAAUUUUUGAAGGGGACAGAGGCGAAGGUAUUGAUGAGAGUGGGGGAGAUGGAGAUGGAGAUGGAGAUUUCAUCUGAUUCAAAGGUGGAUGCUUGACUUUGAUUUUUGG